UUUCAACUGGUCAAAAUGUCUUGGUAAACAACAUCAGAGUUGUCAGCCAGUUUCAACACUCUCGCCGACACUCCGGCAGAUGGACAACAUCUAUCAUCGGGAUCAUGUCCGGACUGAGAGUCCCGAUGUCGACGAGCUGACACAGUUCAUUCGCAACAACUACAUCAUUGGCCUGGCCUUCAUCCUCUUCACUCUGAUUUUGUGGCUAAUCUUUGCGGCGAGCAAGUGGCAUCCGCACAAAGGCUUGCCCUUUCCAAUCUACUUCUUGGUGAUCACGGUCUUUCUGGUGAUGGUGACCCUUAACUGCAUACCCAAGAUGGCAACCUGCUCGCCCUGCAAGUGGAUAUUGGCGGUGAUCAUUGUGCUCUGUACCACAAUUGCCGGCUGUGUGAUUAUCGACGAAGUGGGUGCGCUUAACGCGUUCAUUGUGAUUGUGUGCGUGACUGUCGUCAUUAUUGUGCUCAAUUUCUCGGGCUCCAAGUGCCCGCAGGACUUCCUGCCCGGCGGCGUCUGCUCCACGAUGCUGAUGAUACUACUGCUACUGCUGCUGAUCUGUGUGGGAAUUGCUCAGCUGACUCUUAAAAGCCGAGAGCUGCUGCACACCUUCGUUAGCAUCCUGUUCAUAAUGGUGGUCAUUGCGAUUCUCAUCCAGGCGCAGUUCAAUCACGGCCGCCUAACCGUUGUGGAGGUGUCUCCACCGGAACAUCAGAUCAUCUGCGCUCUGACAAUCUAUCUGCACACCAUGAUGUUCUUGUUCUGCAUCUGCUACUUCAUCCAGGCGGAAACUAUUCGGCAGCGUGAAAUCAGUACCACGCCAGAAGACAAUGGUUUUUAUACUAGGAAUUUGUAAAAAGAGGUAUAUUGAAAGUCACCAAAAUAUAAGCAAGCAUCAGCUCUGUUGAUGAUAUUGUCAAAAUUUUCAGGUAUUACUAGUUAUAAAAUUCCAAAUCAA
Messenger RNA from Drosophila serrata, 952 nucleotides. RefSeq lists its product as uncharacterized. Lineage: Eukaryota; Metazoa; Arthropoda; Insecta; Diptera; Drosophilidae. The record is from RefSeq and is a predicted model, not a curated record.